AUGUCUGAAACGGUCCAUGAAGUUGAAGAGAGUAUGGAUAAUGAAUCGGAAAUCGAUGCUGGUCAUUCGGCUGGUAUUGGCCCUAUGGGAUUUCAAGCGGAACUGUCAGAAGAGUUAUCAUUUAAAAAAGGUGACUACCUCAGCAUCGUUGGAAAAGGAUACCCCGGAUGGUGCAUUGCAAGGAAUUCGCUUGGACAACGUGGUCUCAUCCCAGAGAAUUAUACCAAGCCAGUAAUUGAUAUAAUGGAACACCAACACUCCGAGAUCGAGGAAAUGACCGAGGAAAUAGAGACGCUCUAUCAUAGACUUCAUAAAGCGCAGGAGGAAAUAGGUACCCUACUGCGAGGUGGACCGACCGACUCCGACGUCACCAACGAUACCGAAACUGGACGGCUCAGGUUUUAUCAAGAAUUUUAA
Molecule: messenger RNA, 417 nt
Organism: Ostertagia ostertagi
Lineage: Eukaryota; Metazoa; Nematoda; Chromadorea; Rhabditida; Trichostrongylidae
Source: the annotation of a GenBank genome assembly